This is a messenger RNA of Dothidotthia symphoricarpi CBS 119687, 2307 nucleotides long. RefSeq names its product Pal1-domain-containing protein. NCBI's taxonomy places the organism in Eukaryota, Fungi, Ascomycota, Dothideomycetes, Pleosporales, Dothidotthiaceae. The record is from RefSeq and is a predicted model, not a curated record. Gene Ontology annotation, cellular component: cytoplasm. The transcript has 3 exons. Bases 454 to 1932 code for a protein of 492 amino acids.
AAAAGCCAUCGCGCCGCUCCUUCGUCGACUGCCACCGGCUCGACAGGGACCGCCCGACAGGCCCUGCCCUAUCCGCCCGUGCCUUGAAGUGUGCCCAUAUCCGCCGCGCUCCCCUUCUCCUCGUCGACGCUGCUGUCCUGCCUUGCCUUACCUUGCCUUGCAUAUUCCCUAGACGCUACAUAGACUAACCGACUCAACCCCAAACACGGCCGUCUGCAUCCCGCGCCGCCGCCAAUCCUGCGGCGACCAGCAGGCCCACGGCCCAUUUCCGCGAAACACGCACGCAUCCUAUCGCCAGUCUUAAUCGCCGCCCCUUUGCCGUGCUGAGCAGGAAUCGACGAGUGCCCAGCAGGAAUCGACGGGCGCUGAGCAGGAAUCGCCCGCCGUGCACGUCAUCGGCCAGCAGCUGCACAGCCCGACCGCGCGCCGCGUGUGUGAUUGGACCGAGCCAGCAUGUUCGCAGAGCCGUCAGUGCCAGAACGCCGGCCGUCGCCUGGCCUCCGCCUCGACCUGCCCUCCAACAACCCCUUCCGCAACCGCGCGAGCUCGCCCGGCCUGCCCUCCCCCCACGACCAGCAGCGCUCCAGCUCUGCCAGCCGCCCCAUGUCGCGCAACCCCUUCAUCACCACCUUCGAGGCCGAGUUCAACAAGCAGGCUGCCCGCGGCGACCUGAUUGACAUUGACAUGUCGGCCACGAUGCGCGAGUCGCCCAAGCGCGCCACCUUUGGCACCGCCACCGAGGACCUUUUUAAGAACCUCACCCUCGACGACUCGGACCGCCAGCGCCCGCCCCAGCCGCGCCCCGCCCCCAACCGCAGCGGCACCGAGCCGCGUGGAGGCCACCGUCCCUCGCGCUCAGACGAGGAGGAGCGCGAGAGGCAGCGAGGCAUGCCCAGUGGAAUGGCCCGCCCACGCGGCGCCCCAGGCCCGCGUCCUCCACACCAGAGCAGCCCCGAGCGCCGCGAGAACCGCCGUCCGCGCCGCAACUCCGAGUCGUCCAUUGUCGACAGGGGCAACUUGGACCGCGACGAGGAGCGCAGACGCAGGGAGCGCCGCAGGGAGCGCGACGACCGUGACAAGGAGCGCAAGUCGGGCCCUCGACGCGUCCGCAAGCCUCAGGGGCUCGAUCUGAUUGACAAGCUCGACGUGACGGGCAUCUACGGCCCGAGCAUGAUCCACCACGACGGCCCUUACGAUGCUGUCCAGCCCCACCGCAACCGCAGGAAGGACCAGCGCGCCCCCAUGUCUGCCUUCCCCGUCGGGUCUGCCAACAACUCGCUCGGUGGCUCCGGUCCUCUGAACCAGAAGAUCGAUGUGGAGCAGUUCCACGGCAGGGGUGCAGAGGGCUUCUCUGAUUUUGGGGGCACAGAGGGCGAGUGGAAGAAGCCGGCCCCCGUGGCUGAAUUCAACGCCAAAGGCCGUGAAGAUAUCCUACAUGGGACGCAGACCACCGGCUUGGGCACUUCCACGUUCCUCGAGGGUGCUCCGGCCUCGCGCACCGCCAUUCAAGAGAACCAGAAAACCAUGGCCGAGGGCGGCUUGGGCCGAAAGAAGUCGAUUGCGCAGCGCUUCCGUGGAGCCUCGCAGUCACGCAAGUACGGCGACGGUCCUCGCAUCACCUCUCCCGAAGCCCGAUACGGCCCUGCCACCAGCCCGAAUGGCGUCUACAGCGCCGGGCCGCUCUCGCAGACCAAAGCAACUGAGACGAACCCCUUCUUCAACGACGAGUACGACCAAGCGUACGACAAGAAGGGCGCGGCCAUCAGGACUACCGACACGGAAGGCAGGACCGGGGUUUCACCUCCCGGUCGCAAUGGCUUGCACCGAACCAUGACUGCAGACAGUAUUGGAUCUCCAGGCGAUGCUAAGGCUGGCGGAGGCUUCCUCAACCGGAUGAAGAGUUUGAAGGGUGGUCGUAGGCGUCCUGCUUGAGCGAGUGCUAUAGUCGAUUGACUUGGCACAACGCGCGUUAGAAGACAAUCAGCUCGGCUUGACGCAUCCCAGGUCACAGUCUAUUUCAGUUCGUCACAUCGAUGUGGGUGGACCUUGACAUGAUUCUCCCUUGACAUCGUCACACCCUACCCUACAUUCUCACUUCCAGGCGUUCAGUGGCGAAUUGGAUUUCGGAGCUUGGGAACCAAAGAUCUGGAUAUUAAUCCCCUUUACAUUGGGCAUCAAAAUGGCAUAGCAGGGUCCUCUCGGGUCACUUUUUUCUUUGGUGGACAUUGAAUGUGAAAACAAUUGGGCGGUCACACACAGUCUUGUUCCACAUUGCGAUAAUGGGGCUUUAAUCGCCGGCGAAGCAGG